Daucus carota subsp. sativus is the source of this 451-nucleotide messenger RNA. Its product is annotated as large ribosomal subunit protein eL39x. The coding region runs from base 138 to 293 and encodes 51 amino acids. NCBI's taxonomy places the organism in Eukaryota, Viridiplantae, Streptophyta, Magnoliopsida, Apiales, Apiaceae. Gene Ontology annotation, biological process: translation. The transcript has 3 exons. Gene Ontology annotation, cellular component: ribosome; cytosolic large ribosomal subunit. The record is from RefSeq and is a predicted model, not a curated record. Gene Ontology annotation, molecular function: structural constituent of ribosome.
CCGAUACACACGUGUAACAACGAAGAGUAAAAUGGGCCAAUACACACAUAUAAACCGAGCCCGUUGCUUCCUCCACCUAGGGUUUUACAUUUUCUCCGCUCAUUUGUGCAAGAGGAGCCGUUUUCUCUGAAGCCAAAAUGCCGUCGCACAAGACAUUUAUGAUCAAGAAGAAGCUAGCUAAGAAGAUGAGGCAGAACCGUCCCAUCCCUCACUGGAUCCGUAUGCGUACCGAUAACACCAUUAGGUACAAUGCCAAGCGCAGGCACUGGCGCAGAACUAAGCUAGGGUUUUAAGGAGAUUUUGUAUCUGCUCGGUCUCGGUGUUUUUUAUAUUUACUUUGCGAUAUCGUGUAGUUUGGAGAUUGUGGUAGCAAUGUGACUCUGUGUUUGUUAUCUGUUUGAUUGUCCUGUCAAGAACAAAUUUAAUGAUCAAGUAUCUUUUUUAUUGGUGU